UUUUGGGUUUUUUUUGUCCCUUUCAUUUAAAUUGUCCUUGUUAACUCUAUACACUGCUCAACUUCUUAGUUGGAAAUGAAAUACUUUGCAUUUGUAUUUUAUUAGAAGGUAAAUGUUGGAUUUUCCUGAUAAUCAUUGACUUAUGUUUUAGGAGGCUUAAAUCAGAUAGUGCUGUGUGACUGGUUGCUGUGCACAUAUCACUAUGCAUUCUGAAAUUUGAACUCAUCAAGUAUAAUAUAUAAAAUACUUCUGAUGAAUUACAAAACCCAAAUAGGAAUACUAAUGGCAUUCUCAUGCAGUAAAUGAGAACUUUAAUAAGAUACAUUUUGAACAUGCACCUAUGUCAAGGGUAGAGAAUGGUUCUCAUAUGCAAAUACAUUGGGCAGUAAGAUAUACUGAAGUAGAAAUAUAAUUAAGACAUAUGUGUAGUGUUGCCUUGAAGUGAUUUGGUAAUGGAGAUGACAGCUUAAAAGUUUAAAAUAAUAAUAAAUUCUUGACCAUGUAAAGGAAAUGCUUCCUAACAGGGUUGUUAAGUAUCCUCAGAGGUGUGCCAGUUCUUGUUAGUUAUGUUGGGUCUUAGUUUCUUGGCAGAGGUGGAUGUAUUAAAUUACUAGGUUGGAACUGGAAUAUGUGUACCUAAGCAUUAGUUUUGAAGAUCAGUGUACAGACAUACUUGAAAGUGUCUUGGAAACUCUUAAAGGACUAUAGUAAUUUAAGUACUAAGAGUGGUGGUAGUGUGUGUGUGCAAGCCUAUCUGUCUGUAUUUGCAUGUAUGUGCUCACACAUGAAGUCAGCUUUCCCCUUCUAGUUUGUACAUCCUGGGGAUAGAACUCAGGUUGUCAGGCUUAGCAGCAAGCUCAUUUAGCCACUGAGACAUCACUCUAUCCCUGAUGGAGUUUUAUAUUCAGAAUUUAUACUGGCAUUUGAGAAAGAUAUGCUCUUUUUAUCCAUUUUCUUUCCUUUUAUAUACUUAUGAGCUAUAUGCUGUCUUUGAAUUGGUAGCAGUGCUGUCCCCUUAGAGGACAUGAGAGACUUGGGUGUGAGAAUAUCUUACAGAUUUAGAAGAAAAUUCCAGAUUUUCUUGAAAACUUACCACCAGCGAUUUUAUAUAAAGAUAAUGAUUGUUGAGAUUUGAUGUUCUUGAUGUCCUCCUAGCCCCAAGGUGGGCACAGAUGGAAGCUCCUCUUUAUGUACAACACAGAAAUCUCCAGUAGAGAAGCACAAACUCAAAAAAAAAAAAAAAAGGCAGACUUUGGUCUAUUAAUAUGUCAUAGUAAGUAAAUGACCUCAGAAUUUUCAGACUCUAAAUGUUAUAGUUUGCUGUUAAAACAUUUCAGCUUAGCAGGAUGUGUCUUGUUUAUGCUUGCUAAGCCUGUCUGCCUGGAAGAAGCCUUUAACCCUGCUACUCAACAUGAUAUAGACAAAAGAACUAAUAGUCUGUUAGAGAAGAACAUAAGAGAAGCAAGAAAAAUAAAUUUUCUUUAGCUAGAAGAUUUCCCUUGACCGUUGAUGUCUGAAGUUCAGGCAGAAUCCCAGAAAUCAAAGCAAGUCAGUGGGAAGCAGUGUAUAUUAGAAGAGGGGGCAUCUGCUUGGAGCCUGGACUACAAGUCAUGGAAGAUCGAGCGUUUGGAAGUAAGCAGCCUCGCCCAGACUUCCAGUGCCGUGGCCUCCAGCACUGAUGGCAGCAUCCACACAGAGUCUGUGGAUGGAAUACCAGAUCCUCAGCGCACAAAAGCUGCCAUUGCACACCUGCAGCAGAAGAUCCUAAAGCUCACAGAACAAAUCAAGAUUGCACAGACAGCCCGAGACGACAACGUUGCUGAGUACUUGAAGCUUGCCAACAGUGCAGACAAGCAGCAGGCAGCUCGAAUCAAACAGGUGUUUGAGAAGAAAAACCAGAAAUCUGCGCAGACCAUUCUCCAGCUGCAAAAGAAGCUUGAGCAUUACCACCGGAAGCUCCGUGAGGUGGAACAGAAUGGGAUUCCCCGACAGCCCAAGGAUGUCUUCAGGGACAUGCACCAGGGUCUGAAGGAUGUGGGUGCAAAGGUGACUGGCUUCAGUGAAGGUGUAGUGGACAGCGUCAAAGGUGGAUUUUCCAGCUUCUCCCAGGCUACCCAUUCAGCAGCAGGGGCUGUCGUCUCCAAACCCAGAGAGAUUGCCUCACUGAUUCGGAACAAAUUUGGUAGUGCAGACAAUAUCCCUAACCUGAAAGACUCAUUAGAGGAAGGACAAGUGGAUGAUGGGGGAAAGGCUUUAGGGGUGAUUUCAAACUUUCAGUCAAGUCCAAAAUAUGGUAGUGAGGAAGAUUGUUCUAGUGCCACUUCAGGCUCAGUAGGAGCCAACAGUACCACUGGGGGCAUUGCUGUGGGAGCAUCCAGCUCCAAAACAAACACCCUAGACAUGCAGAGCUCAGGGUUUGAUGCACUACUGCAUGAGAUCCAGGAGAUCCGGGAAACCCAGGCCAGACUGGAGGAAUCCUUCGAGACCCUCAAGGAGCAUUAUCAGAGGGACUACUCCUUAAUAAUGCAGACCUUACAGGAAGAGCGGUAUAGAUGUGAGCGACUAGAAGAGCAACUGAAUGACCUGACAGAGCUUCACCAGAAUGAGAUCCUGAACUUAAAGCAGGAGUUGGCCAGCAUGGAAGAGAAAAUCGCCUAUCAGUCAUAUGAACGGGCCCGGGAUAUCCAGGAGGCUCUGGAGGCCUGUCAAACCCGCAUUUCCAAGAUGGAGCUGCAGCAGCAACAGCAGCAGGUGGUGCAACUGGAAGGGCUGGAGAAUGCCACUGCCCGAAACCUUCUGGGCAAACUCAUCAAUAUCCUCCUUGCUGUCAUGGCAGUUCUCUUGGUCUUUGUGUCAACAGUAGCCAACUGUGUGGUCCCCCUCAUGAAGACACGCAACAGGACGUUCAGCACUUUAUUCCUAGUGGCUUUCAUUGCCUUUCUUUGGAAGCACUGGGAUGCCCUCUUCAGCUACGUGGACCGGCUCUUCUCACCCCCCAGAUGAUGCUGGCAUGGAACGCAGUGCUCUUCACCGUCUGGCGAGUGCAUGCCAAGAGAGCUAGACAGCAGCAUUACCCACUCUGAAGUUUUCUACAAGAGAGUUGAGUGAAUCUGUUUACAUUUAGAAUAAUGUUUUUUUCUUCAAGAGACGCAAUUGCAAUAGUAUUUUUUAGAUUUUAUCCAAGAAGUUUUUUGGGCAAAAAUCUUGGAUCAUUUUUAUGUAGCAUGAUUUUCCUUGGGAUGCAAAUCUGAAACAGUCCUUUAACAUGAACAAUCUGCAGCACACUGAAGGGCAUUCUGAAUUGAAGCUUGGAGAACUGCACUAAACCCACUAAACAGAUGCAAAAACCUGACCAGGCCCAACACCCACCCUGCCUGGCUCCUCUCCUCAUCCAGACUAACUCUACUGUGAAGUCCCACCACAUUCCAGGUUGGAAUUUUAGAUUCAGGAUGGAUUUUCCCUGCCAUGGAAGAACACAGGCAUCUCCCUAGCUUUCUCACACUAACCCUGAAGUAUGAUCACUUCUGAACCUGCUCCUUUCUUAACUGCCAGGAUUGGAAGCAAGAGCAUCGAGCCCAUAGGAUGACUGCGCAAUCCUGUUCAGUAUUGUGAAGUAGCCCUUAAUCCUAACUUUUAAGCAAAAUCCCUUGGCCGCACUUUUAAGGUUUGGUUGUUUUUUAUAUAUAUAUAUGUGUAUAGUUACCAACUUAAAAAUAAAAAAUCCGAACAACAUACUUGAAGAAUGUAAUACUCAAACUCUCAGAGCUUCCUUAUAAUUUCUAAUAGAAUUUUUUAUUAUUGUUAUUAUUAUUGGGGUUUUUUUGGUUGGUUGGUUGGUCGGGUUUUUUUNGGGGGGUGGAGGGGACUGGGCUGGGAGGGUCUUUUAUUUUUAUCCUCUGAAAUAAAGCAGUGCUGUUUUCAAAUGAAGCCGUGUGGAUAUUUCAGCGUGCUGCUCCCUGUUGUCUGAAACAGUUGAGUUGGAGCCUGUUGCCAAUGCUGCCCUCUGCCACCCUGUGGCUGCCCUGGCUCUCUGGUCUCUGUCACCCACACAGCACCAUCUCCCCGGCUUGGCUUGGUUAGAAUAGUGANGGGUUUACAGGGUAAGGGGACAAGAUUACACAGACUAGCGUGGUAGGACUAGAUUUUGUUUUCCCCANCAAGUAAAUGUUCACCCUGUGACCUUGGGCUGGGAUUCUCUUUAGGAAAAAAGGCUACUACUAUGUUAUGAGAGUCAAAAAUAACUCCUUGUGUUUGCUUAAUUUAUUGUUUAACANCCCCUAACUGCCGAAACCAAAGUGAUACGGAGUCUUCUUGUCUGCAUUUUGGCCUCAGCAUCAUUAACUUCAAAGCUUUAUUCUGUCUGCCUGAGAGGAUCCAUGGAAGAUGAUUCUCCCAAAAAGCAGAAAAAGAAAUGUCAGGUUAGAAGGACCCAAGUUCUAGGUGCANACUUUUGCAAGCUUCCUACUAACCCAGACUGACUUACACUAACCUAACUGCUCAGUGGCUGUCUAGAGACACUUCAGGAAGAUAAACUGAGCUUGAUCCUCAUCAUACAGCCAGUUCCAUCACUCAGGUAGAGCCNGAAUCAACCUUCAGAGCCUGAUUAAUCACAUAUCAUUGGAGGUCAAANGCCAUUUCCAGUGGCCUCUCUGUGUGCCCACAUGAUGCAAAGNGGUCAUGUACUAUGCCCUGGACAAAGAAGUAUGUUUUGCCUAUGUCCCCAUACCAGGACCUUCUUUCAGAACGAGGGUAGUAUUACCCUAUAUGUUGGAAAGGAUGGUUUAUAUAGCAGCUCCAGCCUCCUUUUGCUUUGGCCAGUUGGCCUCCUUUUGCUUUGGCCAGUUUGGCCUUCUCACUUUGAUAGUUUAACUCAGGUACCCAGUCUUCACUCCAUCCCCAGGUGCUUGUUCACCUCAUUAAUGAGCACCUAGAGCAAGGACCAAAAGAAGGAAAACUAAUUAAAACCAAUGCAUAUUCAUGCCAAAACAAAUGGUCCCCAAGCCUGUUUAAAAGGUUAACUUUGCCUGAAAAUAUUGCAGCAGCUUCAUGAAAGAAUGCCACAGGACACUAUGGCCUUGCUGGGCUAGCAUUUGCUGCUGUAAUCUAGUUGCUCUGGUAUAGAAGAGAACCCCAUGGGGCUGUGGGAGAGACAUUCAGUGGCAGCCCACUGGCUUCUCUACCCAUUCCACAGGAACCCCAUUCCCACCCCACCCCUGCCCACAAAUGCCACUGUGAUCCACAAGCUGAAGUUGUUUCUAAUUGCCUAAAGGCAGUUUCUGUGUCUGGAGCUUCAAAGAGACAGGCAGACCUGCACUAAUUCCCCUUCUUCCUCUAGCAGACUGCCUUGGGAAGGACCUUCAGUCCAGGACAGACCCUGUCAUGUUCUUGCUGUCUUACCCUUCUUGCUCACCAGGCCCACAGUCGCCUGCACUCAGUGCUGUUUGUAACACAUCUGUUAUCCUGCCUACCUGUACUUUUUGCUGCCCAUCCCUGUUGCCUUUGAGUUUCUUGGAAUUGUGGCUGUCCUUGGAAUCUCUUUUCUAUUCACAGCCCUUCUGUAGCCUUGCUCUGAUGGUUUUAGCACUUGAUCUGAGAGAAGCUUGCCCAUAAUUUAAUGCUUCUUUUCCUUAAAAAAUAAAAAGAAUAAAAAAUAAAAAAUAAACCACUAAAGUGAAGCAUUUCUUGAUUCCCUUUUCCAUGCUGGUGCCUAGCCUGGGUGAGUGAGGCUGGCUGUGUUGGCCUGGGUGACUUGUGGUUGUAGAGUUGGCCAUCAUUCUGCACUGUUGAUAGCUGUCUGCUCCAGUUUCAGGUCUUUGGUAUACUCAGUGUGGCCCAGCAAUGAAGGCUUUCUACUCCUUAACAGGUACAGUUGGAUCCAUCGCUGAUGGUGUUUCUUUAGCCCUAUCCCAAUUGGCCUAAAACAUUUGUCACCAGAGCAAUGGGGAAAAGCCUUCCUUUCCAGCCAUGUCUGACAGUGAGCAUGCUUUGGUGUGGUCUUCACUGCGUUUGGUUUUGCUUCUGAUCUUGUGUUCUAAGGUACUCAGUGAAUCCUGGAUUCUGAGUAAGUUCCAGGGUUCUGGCCUUGAAGCCUUGGACUAUACACAUUUCAAACAAAACCAAAUGCUGUCGUCGACAAGCCAGCACAGGCAAAGUGAUGGUUCCCACAGCACCCCCAAUAAAACUGGGAUUUUGAAUGUGGCUCUACAAGUUAAACAUUUCUGUGUGUUGUGUAUGCUAGGUGAUACCCUCAGAAGGGACUGACUACUAGACUGUAAGUGUGUUUUAUACAAGUGUGUAAGACUAAGACUCACGUGCACGAAUUGAAGAGUAAAGAGACAAUACUUGUGAACGUGUGAACGUUAACACUGUAGUUGCUAGAUCUUAAGCUGCUAAUUGUUGAGAGAGAAUUCAGUUAUGUGCUGUCUGGCUGCUGUGCCUUCUCAGCAGCACUUUUGCUGUACAUACAAUGGAAAUAAAGACCUCAGCUAGAAA
Molecule: messenger RNA, 6492 nt
Organism: Mus caroli (Ryukyu mouse)
Lineage: Eukaryota; Metazoa; Chordata; Mammalia; Rodentia; Muridae
Source: RefSeq, a predicted model, not a curated record